AUGACACUCGGGAGUACUGGGGGCUCUCAGGGCCCCGCACUUUCCGCACUCCAAUUCUCACCAGCCCUCCCGCCCCUCCCCCCCGGGGCUCUGCGGGACUCGGUAAGGGGCGCGGAGAAGCCAAGGCUGUUUGCAAACAGCCGUCCUCAGCCUCCCUCCAGGAUGUACGUGCUGGGCCCGGGGUUAAGAGGCUGCGCUCGGCCCGGGCCCGGGGCCAACCUGAACGGUGCCAGUGCCUCCGCCAACACACCGGGCCGCAACGGAACCGAGGCCACGUCGCCCCCCACGCGCCUCCCGCCUCCCGGGGGACGCGGAGACGAAGGGUUGAGGGCCCAGAGCCGCGGGGUUGGGGAGGCGGCCGCAGUAGCAGGACGCCCCGUCCGCCCGGCCCGAGGGCUGCUGCCAGGGCCCUUCCCCGCGGCGGAAAGCCAGCGAGCCCGGGACCGCGUCACGCCACACUCACCUCGAGCAGGGGCCGCCGCCGCCACAGCAUGGCCGGGGGGGUCGUCCCUAAGCCGACAGCCUCCUCCGGAGGGCACCGGCGCGGCCCCAGGCGCCGCCGCGAAGCCUCCCGCUCCUGAAGGGGUUGUGGUCGCGGCUGCUACUGAGGCCCAGAGCCCGCCGAGCCUCAUCGGGCUCACGGGCCGCCGCAGCCACGCGGUUCCCGGAGGAGCGCCGCUGAAACGGGCCGGGGGCGCAAGGCUGCGGCGGGACGACGGAGGUGCUGCAGGCGGGGAUCCUCGGCGAAACCUCCAGCGUCGCCGUGGCCGCUCCUGCCGCCGGCGCCGCUGGGCCACAGCGCCCCCUGGACCCCACGCCCGGCUACGGCGCCGGGACUGCGGCGGCCGCCCGGGCACGAGCGGCAGGGAACGCGGGGGAGCGCGGCCUGGGGUUGGCGGGGGCCCGGCGCUCGCUGCGCUGCCCUCGGCCCCCGGCCAGCCUCCGACAAUGCCUCCCGGGAGGCGGAAGCCCCUCGAUCUCCCACAGACGGUGGCGGGUGCCAGCCCCACCCCCAGCCCUCAGGCCGUGAGCGCCUUUGCACCUUUUCCUUCUCUCCAGGAGGUACGUGAACGUUUCUGUCACUCGGACGUUCACCUGAGACCAGGAGAAAUUUCCUACAGAUACCAAAUCCUUCAUCCCAAACCGCCCCAAAAUUAGAA
Mustela erminea (ermine) is the source of this 1160-nucleotide messenger RNA. Its product is annotated as translation initiation factor IF-2-like. NCBI's taxonomy places the organism in Eukaryota, Metazoa, Chordata, Mammalia, Carnivora, Mustelidae. The transcript has 3 exons. The coding region runs from base 1 to 1158 and encodes 385 amino acids. The record is from RefSeq and is a predicted model, not a curated record.